Lodderomyces beijingensis is the source of this 3084-nucleotide messenger RNA. The record is from the annotation of a GenBank genome assembly. Lineage: Eukaryota; Fungi; Ascomycota; Pichiomycetes; Serinales; Debaryomycetaceae.
AUGAUCAAUGGGUGCCCGAAGCAUUCCAUUGACAUUGGUAUAGACGACGAUGAGAUUGUUGAUAUUAUCCAGUUCCGUCAAUUGCUAGCGCUAGUCACCAAGAAAGGUGUUUACGUUUAUCACCUGUACACGUUGCUACCGUUGGCGAGCCACGUCAGAUCCGGACCGUCUUUAGAAAACAAUGGCCUCAAUGUCAAGGCGAAAAAGAAGCUCAUAAAUGAAAGCUCGUUGCAGAGGCAGUCCACGGUCAACAUUUUUGUCCAAACAGAUGAAAAUUUUUUGAUAAUAUACCAGGUCAAAAUCGAGCAUUCCGCGUCCAUAUAUGAGAUCCAUAACGACAAGAGCGAGCUAAUCCAGCUGGGUUUACCUUCGAGCCUGGCGGAGCCGGGGUUGUCGAUCGCAAAUUUUAUACGAACGGCGACAAAGGCCCUCAUCCACGGAACGGAAGACCCGGCACCAAACUUGGAAAACAUCGAAAGCUCGCAGAAUGCCAUGAAUGAAGACGAGCUCGGGAACUUUGAAAUUGAACCUAUAAAGCUCUCAGUUUACAAAAUAUUAAAGAUUGGCUCGGGGAAGCAAAAGUUUUGGCUACAAUCGGACUCCCACAUUUUGUUUGUCUUUAAUUAUGAAGAUAAACAACACGAACAGUGCCAAAACGAUUUUUUCCAGGUGGUUAGACUUUCAAAUUUUGAAAGCAAACUAAUCGACUUGAAAAGCUAUGAUUGGUUCACAGCAAAAGUCAAGUCUGUCACUUACAAUCCAUACUUUGACUACUUUUUGAUGCAGAACGAAAAGAACGAGAUUUGGCAGCUUCGAAUCGAGGAUUUUGAAACCACGGCGACCCCACUUGGACGGGGAAAAGCUUUUAACAGGCUCGUGUUUAAUCCGCGCGCAAACAUUUAUCUUGCGACUAAUGACAACUCGGUCGAGCUCUGUACACUCUUGGCGUUGGCGACUAAAGUUGAGAGCUUGAAAAGAUUCAGAGUGCAGGCCUCAUCGAUCCAAUGGUCGGUUUGUGGCAAAUUUUUCACCGUCGUGGAACUGUCAGGCGACUGGAGAGUUUACAGCAAGUUUGGAAGUGUGCUAUUCAAUACGGCAGAAAUCUUGAACGAGUUGGAUGACACUGGUAGCGAGAGCAGGGAUUUUUUAAAGGCAAGGUCCGUCCUUAUUUCAGAUGAUCUGCUGACUAUAUUCGUAAUCCCUUCCAAUGGGGGAAAAAUAUACUAUGUGCCACUUUAUAACUGCUGCAACGACAUUUUCUACGACCAAUCAUACAUCACUUUGAUCACAGACUCUCGGAACUUUCUCAGAGCUCCCAUCCUACCAAAAUUCAAAAAAAUCAUUCAACAACGCGACAAUUUUGUAUCUAAUAAUGAUUCCAAGCAAGAAGUGAACAACGGUGUUUUCACUCUAUCAAAGAGCAAGCGCAACCAGGUGUCGAUCUCCUAUGGAAACUACUUGGCCGUGUCUACUCCAGUCGAGACAGCGGGACAAACGCUCCACACCCUUUGGUUCAAUGUGAAAAACCAUCUAGUUGAAGCAAUCAAUGUCGUCAACCAGCUCUGGUUCAACGACUACUUGAUUGUCGUGAACAGGCGACAAAAGCUCGUUUUGGAUGAAAACGAUGAAGAGCGCGACCGAUUGGUAGACGAGUUGCUCGUGUAUGAUUCUUCUAAAACCAAAUACGGAAUGGGCGGAGAAGACACAAGUCUAAGCAGUGAUAACAUCUUGUGGAAAUAUGACUUUAAGACCACCUUUGUCGACAUCCGAUUAGUAGAGGACGGAACUAGCUCGCAUGUUGUGAUUUUGACUAGCGAUCACAAGAUUGUGGUUCUCGACUUGGAGAUGGAUAAAACGGUGGGGUCUGAAUCUCAAGCAAAACAGUACAAGAUAUUCAUCUCCAUUAACAAGACAAUCCACCUCGCCUCGCUCUCUCACAAGAUUGACUUGCACACGGCGAUACAAAUCAGCAUGAUCCAGAAGAAACACUUUUUAUUUUUGCUCAACCUGGGCGAGUUGUAUCUACUUCGCAACCUGAGUCGGAAAUCCUCGCUAGUGGGAAGGCCAGUUGACGCCCUUCAGCUAACCAACAGGUAUGACUUGAUCAAGAUCGGCAAGACGAUUGAGUUUUUCAAAUUCAAGACAAUUCUAUUUGAGAAGCCGACCGAGUUUAUAUUCUUAUUCGAUGGGCAGCAAAUCAUAAUCCACGAUGUGGAUGAGUUGGUGGAGAAAGCUAAUCAUCUUCAUCUAAGUCACGAAGAGGACGAGAUGAAAAACUCCGACGAGGAGCCAAGCUUAUCACCAAUCAUCAUUGAAAGCGAAGACAUGAAUCCGUACGACAUUGAAGCAUCCUCGGAGAGAUCUAUUAAUUUGAUUGGAUUUGAAAACAUGGUGGUGAAAACCCAUAAAUCCGAUAACUUGGUUUAUUUGAAAAGGCGAGUGGUGCAUAAACUCAUUUUGAACAACUUUAUCGAGUUUGACUUGUUGCACAAGGGAGACUUGCAAAGCACCUACAACAAGUAUAAAAAUUUCAAAAAUUUCCAAUUUUGCUUGGAGUUACUUUUAUUCAAGCAUUUAACAGAUGAUAACCUGUCGCUAGCAUUAAAGAGACUACGCCAAUUGAUUGAGUUUACGGAAAGCUCGGAAUCCAUCUACAUCAACUGCUUGAGAAAGAUUGAGAUUGGAUACUGGGGGAAAUUCUUUGAAGUCAUCAACGCCACGCCGGAAAUGUUUAUGAAUCGCCUCAUCAAGCUCGAUGACGUGGAGCUAUGCUACAAUUACCUUAUAGUGUACUUGAACUACAAAAGAGAAGGGGAAGGGGAAGGAGAAGGAGAAGGAGAAGGAGAAGGAAAAGGAGAAGGAAAAGGAAAAGGAGAAGGAAAAGGUAACGAAGUAAAUGAUUCUUCGCUCAACAGUGACCAAUUGAGUAAAUUUGACAAACAAAUCAUUCUCAAAAUCGUCAAAAUGCUUGAAAAAGCAGGCAAAUGGGACUGGUGUUUUGAAUUGUGUAGAUUCUUGAAAGUUCUCGAGCCAUCGGGCCAUCUUUUGGAAGAGGUAAAAGCCGCCCUUGAUGGGGAUGUAUAG